Amoebophrya sp. A120 is the source of this 1413-nucleotide messenger RNA. The record is from the annotation of a GenBank genome assembly. Lineage: Eukaryota; Dinophyceae; Syndiniales; Amoebophryaceae.
CUUUUCUCAUGCAGAUGUAGUCGCACACCAAAAGUAUUAAAACCAGCAAAAGUAACGUUUGUAGUUUGUCAUGCCAAAAUUUAUUUCACAAGAAACUGUCAAUAACCAGCCCGCCGCCAUCCCGGGCGGCGGUUCGUCCCUUCCACCUGCUACCGCCACGAUGAUGUGGAGCCAAGGCGUCAAAAACGCGUACGAACAAGCACUGUCCGCGCACAACAAGCUAGUUUCGAACGGCCACCUGAUCCAGAGUCUGAUCGCAAAAAUGUCAGCGGCUACGGCGCAAGCUGAACAGGCCAAACUCGCGGCGGAGUCUUCGGCGGCGGCGAGUUUCGCAAGGGACAACGGGUUCGCGGUGGCGGCCGCGACAGCCAGCAUGGGCGGCUAUGCAUCGCAAAUUUCGAUCGGAAUGUCUUGAAAUUUGUAUUUGUGUUGCGGGCACUUGCAUUUUGCAGAGUGGCCGCUUCGAUACGGCACGAGCGCAUCAGAAAUGCUUGUGACAGACUUGUUGCAGAUUCAUUGGUAAAAAAUAUCCGCAUGACAAACUGAGCUUCACAGCAUGACAAAAAAUUUGUAGCCAAUGAGUCGCAUAAUUUUAUGCAUCACAAGUCCUUGUUGUCCUUCAAAUCUCGCGUCACAAAUCCAGUUCGAUCCAGAUCGAUAUUUACAACGCAUAGUGCUACUACCGGGUCUUCAACAUCUUCAGGUCCUCUGGGAGUUGUCGCGCAGGUGAGUCGGUGUCUGGGGGAGGCGAUAAUGGUGCUCGCGGGGACCACUUCUACUGCCAGUAGUACGUCGCGGGAAGAUGGUGCAGAAGUAGACCAGGGGCACCAGAAGUGCGGUAGCGGUACCAGGGAGCAGGAAGAAAUAAACGGGUCAGAUGAGGAAGACGACAUGGAACAACAGCAGCUGCUGCACACCCGGAGAAGAACGAAAAGAUCCUCUUUUUUUCCAGUGCUGGAAGAGGAUGUAGCAGUUCUUCACGGACGAACUUCUACACAGAGCACGCUAGGUGAACGUAGGACAAUCAGACUGGAGUCGUGGUCCGAGAGAAGUAGCAGAAACGGCUAUCCUGUGUAAAAACGUCCCCACCCCAGAGUUGUCAUGCAAAUCUGCAUGCUGAAAAUGUUUCUCAUGCGGAGCCACAUGAGAAGCAUUUUCCAGGUGUGUUCUGGAAUUUGUCAUGCUCCAAUCGGCAUGAUAUAGUAGAUCUGUGAUGCUGCUGAGCUAGCUCAAACAGCACUACACUACGAGCCCAAAUUUGUCAUGCAAAACGGCCAAAACUUGUGGAUUUGUCUAGCCGAGUCCCGAUCUUGACUAUGGGGUGGGGACGUUUUUACAUAGGAUAACGGCUAUAAUGAUUCCGAGACGGAAGUAGAUGCGAAAAAUGGUGAUAUGAGCCAAGGUUUUUUGUGA